Onychostoma macrolepis is the source of this 1541-nucleotide messenger RNA. It is a transcript of the gene agxta, whose product is annotated as alanine--glyoxylate and serine--pyruvate aminotransferase a. Bases 162 to 1493 code for a protein of 443 amino acids. The record is from RefSeq and is a predicted model, not a curated record. Gene Ontology annotation, molecular function: L-serine:pyruvate transaminase activity; L-alanine:glyoxylate transaminase activity. Gene Ontology annotation, cellular component: peroxisome. The transcript is spliced from 11 exons. Lineage: Eukaryota; Metazoa; Chordata; Actinopteri; Cypriniformes; Cyprinidae.
UGGGGGGUCUCUCCUAAACCACCACCAGUGUGCAGCAUCCACAUUGUCAAAGUGUUACUCACACCAAUGUCCAACUACAUUUGAAAUAAGCUGGAUCAUUUAUUUUAUGUCAGUGUAAGUGGUAUGUACUAGUUGAACAAGUUUGAGUAGAAAAUAGGGAAAUGAUAUGUUUGCUAAUUAAACAGCUGCUGUCACUGCUUAGCUGUACUGUUCAGUAUAUCAGGUCUCAAAGUGAUUGGCCAACAGGUGAAAGGUUUGCUCACUGUUUACAUGAGUUGUUAACCAUUGCCUCAGUCAGUCAGUGUCGCGACAGCAUUAUGUCCUCUCUGUCCGUUCUUCCACCGGAAUGUCUGUUACAGCCUUUCCCCGUCCCCCAGCGACUUAUGCUUGGACCAGGACCAUCCAAUGUGCCUGCACGGAUCGCAGCAGCUGGAGCACAGCCCAUUCUGGGCCACCUGCAUGCAGAAACCAUUGAGAUUAUGAAUCAGAUCAAAAGUGGAAUUCAGUAUGCAUUUCAGACCCGAAACCGAGUGACUCUGGCUGUGAGUGGACCGGGUCAUGCAGCUAUGGAGUGUGCCAUCUUUAACUCACUGGAGCCCGGAGAGAGCGUCCUCAUAGCCAUCAAUGGCAUAUGGGGAGAGAGGGCUGCAGAGAUAGCUGAGAGAAUAGGUGCCAAGGUGAACACGGUUGUAACCUCUGCUGGUGGGUACAUUACAAAUGAGGAAAUUGAGCAGGUAUUAGAUAAAUACAGGCCAGUGGUGUUCUUUCUCACACAUGGAGAAUCCUCCACAGGAGUUGUCCACCCCAUAGACGGCAUAGGUGACCUUUGCCACAAGUACAACUGCUUAUUUCUGGUUGAUUCAGUAGCGGCACUGGGAGGUACUCCUAUCUGCAUGGAUGAGCAAGGUAUUGACAUUAUGUAUACUGGCUCUCAGAAGGUUUUGAACGCACCUCCAGGAACUGCACCAAUCUCCUUCAGUGAGAGAGCAUGCCAGAAAAUAUUUAACAGGAGGACAAAACCAAUCUCUUACUUCUUGGAUAUGAGCUGGUUGGCAAAUUACUGGGGUUGUGAUGACAAGCCUGUACGCGCUUAUCACCACACUGGACCUGUAUCUUCUUUCUAUGGUCUGCGUGAGAGUCUGGCCAUCCUUGCAGAGACUGGUCUUGAGAACUCAUGGAAACGGCACAAAGAGGUUGCAGAGUACUUCCAUAAAGGCUUAGAAGAAAUGGGCCUAAAACUGUUUGUGCAGGAUAAGAAAGCAAGACUGCCAACGGUGACCACAAUAGUAGCUCCCCCAGGAUACGACUGGCGGGAAAUCACAGGGUAUAUUAUGAAGACCUAUAACAUUGAAAUCUCUGGGGGUCUUGGACCAUCUGCUGGCAUGGUUUUGCGUGUGGGAUUGAUGGGAUGUAACAGCAGCAAGGCCAAUGUGGACAAGGUGUUGGAGGCCUUGGCUGAUGCUCUAAAACACUGUCACAAGAGCAGAGUCUGACAGCAUGACCCAUCAUCAAUAAAACAGUCCAGCAUUUUAAUCAUUUAA